Molecule: messenger RNA, 2134 nt
Organism: Schistocerca americana (American grasshopper)
Lineage: Eukaryota; Metazoa; Arthropoda; Insecta; Orthoptera; Acrididae
Product: glycine-rich cell wall structural protein-like
Exons: 2
Coding region: 32-1555 (507 amino acids)
Source: RefSeq, a predicted model, not a curated record
CUCACAGGCAGCAACAGCCAACCCGAGCAAGAUGAGGACCACUGCUGUGGCGUACCUGCUUUGCGCGCUCCUGGCGUCAGCCUGGGCUGGCGAAGUCUCCAAGGCUGCUUCUGAAGCGGCCACAACGGACAAUGGCGCCAAGAAACAGGACAAGCGCGGUAUUCUCACUGGCGAGCACAGCAUCGGCGGCGGAGGUGGACUCAUCGGAGGCGGAGGUGGUCUCAUCGGAGGCGGAGGCGGACUGAUCGGUGGUGGAUCUGGCUACUACGGUGGCGGAUCUGGCUACUACGGCGGCGGGUCCGGCUACUACGGCGGCGGGUCCGGCUACAUCGGGGGCGGAAGUAGCCUCGUAGGAGGCGGCGGCGGACUCAUCGGGGGCGGAAGUGGCCUCGUAGGAGGCGGCGGUGGACUCAUCGGAGGCGGAAGCGGACUCAUCGGUGGCGGAUCUGGCUACUACGGUGGCGGAUCUGGCUACUACGGCGGCGGUGGCGCCAUUGGCGGAUUCGGAGGUGGCGGUGCCGGACUCGGAGGAGCCGGAAUCGGUCUCGCUGAUGGCGGAGCCGGACUGGGAGGCGCAGGGAUCGGCCUAGGUGGAGGACUCGGCGGCGGUGCCGGCUUCGGUGGCGGCGCAGGCUUCGGCGGUGGUGCCGGCUUUGGCGGUGUCGCCGUCGCUGCCCCGCAGACCCAGACAGUGGUUCAGACUGUGAGGGUGCCCGUCCCACAACCUGUCCCCGUGCCAGUCAACCGCCCCGUCCCCGUUCCCCAGCCCGUCCCCGUCCCCGUGAGCCGUCCCGUGCCCGUACCGCAGCCGUACCCCGUCAGGGUGCCCCACCCGGUCCCCGUAUCCGUGCCCCGCCCCUACCCCGUCGCCGUACCCCGACCCGUGCCCGUCCCGAUUGCUAGGCCCGUACCGGUCCCCGUGCCCCAGCCGUACCCCGUCCGCGUGCCCCAGCCUGUACCUGUCGGAGUUCCCCAGCCCUACCCUGUCCGCGUUCCUGUACCUCACCCUGUUCCAGUGCCAGUCUCCACCGGCGUCUCCUCAGUUGGCGUCGGAGGCGGUCUCGCCACUGGAGGUCUCGGCGGCAUCGGAGGCGGUCUGGGAGGCGGUCUGGGAGGCGGUCUGGGAGGCGGUCUGGGAGGCGGUCUGGGAGGUCUGGGAGGCCUGGGCGGUGGAGUCUACAGCGCCGGUGGCCUCGGAGGGGGCGCCUACUCUUCCGGAUUGGCCGGAGGUGCCGGAGGCAUCAUCUCGUCCGGCUCUCUGGGCACGGGACUGUUGAGUGGUGGCUACGCUGGUUCCUACGGAUACGGCGGCGGUUCCUACUCGACUGGAGGCAUCGGCUACGGUGGCAGUUCCUACUCCACCGGAGGUCUCAUCUCCGGCGGCUCCAGCGGUCCGCUGAAGGGCGUCUACGUGCCCAGCUCUGCUGGUGGGCUGAAUGGUGGCAGCGUCUACUCUGGCAGCCUGGGAGGUGGAGCCAGCAGCUACAGCAACAGCUACAGUGGCGGCUAUGGAGGCGGCUAUGGAGGUGGCUACAAGAGCCACUACAAGCACUGAAGUCGUCUCUCCGUAGCGCCAUCGAAACGAUUUCCGUCCCUCACACGUUCCACCACCGUGGCUCAUUAAGAUGGGAACGAUUCGAUGGCCAAACCACGAUGACUAUUCAACCUCGCUGAAUCCGAAUGGUGCUCUAUAUAUGGACUGAAACAAAACACCACGAUGUUGCAAGAGAGUAAUCAUCAAGUAUGUGCCAUCGCAGCUCACUGUCUUCACUUGUACUUGACCGCCUGAGGAUUUCAAAAAGGGCUCUUGGCAGCGUUGAGACAACCGCAUAUUCCAGAUCUUAACAGCGAAGAUGGGAAAGUUGUACCAAUCUCGUCAACAGCCCAGGGGCGGAGUGCGGUAUUAAGUGCCGUGGAGCUCAGUAGCAGCUGCAGAAUUUCUUGGCGUCUUGUCUCAUUCCAUCUUUCAGAUUCGCAAUGCAACACAAAUUGCAUUCGAUGUCGAUCUCUACCAUUACACAUAUCUUCUUUCUUUUUUGACGAAUCAUUUUUAUAUUCUCUUUUUGUACUUUUAUAAUACUUGAUUCGUGAAAAGGUGUAUUCUAUACUUUUGUAAUAAAGUGGUUGUAUCAAA